UGUGAGUACUUGCUAUCAAACUUACUUCCAGUUCUGUUUAAUACAGAUGCUAAUACAAUAAUUAUACUCUUUUGAAAAUAUUUGAGAAUUUCAGGGCUGCAAAAUAUGGAGAGCUGUGCACCAGAAACUACAAAUGAAUCAGUCGUGCAUGUUUUGUCCCCUGAGAACUGUGACAUUGACAUUUUAGACAAUGGAAGAACCAUCAGUGAUUUCACAGACGAUAAAAUAAAAGAGCUUGGUUCAGUGGGCAAGGAAGAGCCAUUCUAUGUGGUAAAUCUAGAUAGUAUAUAUGAAAGACACCUCAGGUGGCUUACUAACUUACCUCGAGUCAAGCCUUUCUAUGCAGUGAAGUGCAACAACACAGCAGCAGUUUUGAGGAUGAUGAGUGCUGUGGACAUAGGUUUCGACUGUGCCAGCAAGGGUGAGAUCCAGCAGGUCCUGUCCCUCGGAGUAACACCUGACAGAAUCAUCAACGCACAUACAACCAAACCACUGUCGCACAUUAAAUAUGCCCGUGCUCAUGGAGUAGAUAUGAUGACUUUUGAUAGUGAGGAUGAACUCCAAAAAAUUUCUCUCUGUCAUGCCAAAGCCAAACUGGUACUCCGCAUCGCAGUGGACGACUCCAAAUCGCUCCGAAGUCUCAGUUCAAAGUUUGGAGCCAAACUGGUGUCAGUUGGUAAGCUGCUGGAACGUGCUGGAGAGCUUGGCUUAGAGGUCAUUGGGGUCAGCUUUCAUGUAGGCAGCGGGUGUACUGGAAGCUCGGCGUUCAAGCAGGCCAUUGCAGAUGCCCGACGUGUCUUUGACAUAGCGAAUUCGUUGGGCAUCCAGAUGAGUCUCUUGGAUAUUGGUGGAGGGUUCUCCGGGAGAGAGGACUUUCAUGUGACAUUUGAAGAGUUUUCAGAAGUCAUUAAUGGAGCACUGGAUGAACUCUUCCCGUCUGACAGUGGGGUUCAGAUUAUUGCAGAACCAGGCCGGUACUAUGUGGAAGCAGCCUUCACACUGGCAGCGAACGUCUUUGCCAGAAGAGUAAUCUCAGAUGAUGUGGAAGAACAUAGCGACGGUGAGGAAAACCACCCUGGCAGAACGAUGAUGUACUACAUAAAUGAUGGAGCGUAUGGCUCACUGAGUUGCAUUAUGAAUCAUGCUGCCCACACCAAGGUUGAACCAUACCUCUACAGGGCUGUUGAGAGCAGCGAGCAGAGAUACCGGUCCACUAUCUUUGGUCCAACCUGCGACAGCUUUGACAAAGUCACCGACGACUUCUGGAUUCCUGAGUGUCAUGUGGGGGACUGGCUUCUCGUUGACAACAUGGGCGCAUAUUCUGUUAGUAUGUCCACCGACUUCAAUGGCUUUGAAAGAGCACACAUUUACCUUGUUGUGACAGCUGAGACAUGGCACGCCUUAAACCUUUCUCACACCUACAAUAUUAUCCAGUAAUGACCUGGUAAUACUUCUGUAGAACAACAGCUCUAUACAAACAUGAACAAACUGGCAUUUAACAUAUGUCAUUGAUUGGUCAUGUAAAUUCAUUUCACUGCAUGUGCAAUCCACCAUAGGAUACUUUUCUCCCAAUUUAAAAUUACAUUUGUGAUAAUUCUGAUAUAUAAUCAUCCACUGCAGAGUUUCCAUAGGCUGGAAAUUAUAAAAGGGUGUUUCUGCAACUACGGUGCCUUUUGACUCACCCAAAUAAAAAACCUCUAUGAAUUUUAAUUUUAACCAUCAGAGUAUGUAAUACAUAUAACCAGGUACA
This is a messenger RNA of Sebastes umbrosus (honeycomb rockfish), 1750 nucleotides long. RefSeq names its product ornithine decarboxylase-like. Gene Ontology annotation, cellular component: cytoplasm. Lineage: Eukaryota; Metazoa; Chordata; Actinopteri; Perciformes; Sebastidae. The transcript has 9 exons. The record is from RefSeq and is a predicted model, not a curated record. Bases 106 to 1437 code for a protein of 443 amino acids. Gene Ontology annotation, molecular function: ornithine decarboxylase activity.